Nymphaea colorata (pocket water lily) is the source of this 2151-nucleotide messenger RNA. RefSeq lists its product as uncharacterized. The coding region runs from base 717 to 1439 and encodes 240 amino acids. The transcript is spliced from 3 exons. NCBI's taxonomy places the organism in Eukaryota, Viridiplantae, Streptophyta, Magnoliopsida, Nymphaeales, Nymphaeaceae. The record is from RefSeq and is a predicted model, not a curated record.
UGGGUUCGAUCCCAUUUUUCUACUUUUCUUGCGAACUGGGUUACAGGGAGAGGGAGGGAUCUGAUCGAGAAGGAAAGCGCCAUCUCCAAAAUUCCCUCUCUCUGAGAGUGAUGAUGAUCGACAGUGGCGGCCAUUUAUGUGAAUUUAGAAGAUUUUAAGUAAGCCGUCAUGGGGAGUGGUUGCAGCGGCACGUGCUUCUGAAGACGAUCACUAUACCUUGAAAAUAUUGUGGGUUGCUUAGUGGGAGUUUGUUCUUUUUUGGAGGAUGAGAUUGAACAAUAGUUGCUGGAAGAAGUCGUCCAACAUGGGGUCAAGAUAUGUGUUUGUCAAAGAAUGCUACUUAACGUUGGCUCCAUGCCCUGUUGUAUCUGUCUGGGAUUGUACGGUGAGGAGGACUAAAUACUCUUUCAUACCUGAAUGGGCAUAGGGCGUUAGGCACUUCUUCACUGCCUUCAACUUGGUUGUUGCCUUUUUCACACAAUAACUAGCUCAAGCUACAUCUUGCUGGUAUUUGAUUUUAGCCUGGAAGUGAGGAUUGAAGAAUUUGAAGAGUUUGAUUGUUUCUCUCAUCUGCUCAGAUCCGGAGUACGAUGGUGAAGUUAGAUUUUUCUUUGUUUGUGGGCUUUACUUUCUUCCUCUGUUAGAAAUUGUAGUUUGAAAGUGUGCUGCUCGAAAAUUUGAUUCUGUGGUAAGUUCGACAAGAAGGUCAGAUAAUCAUGGGUGAUGUGAAGUUUCCUAAGGGAUCACCGGUAAUGGGUCCUCUCAUGCGGAAGCAAAGGAAAAAACAAGUUAAAGAUGAACUGGACCGUCUAAAGUUAGCUGAGAAGAAGAAGCGACGCUUAGAGAAGGCGCUUGCAGCAUCAGCUGCUAUUCGUUCUGAACUUGAAAAGAAGAAACAGAAAAAGAAAGAAGAACAGCAACGGCUGGAUGAAGAAGGUGCAGCUAUUGCAGAGGCGGUAGCUCUCCAUGUUCUGAUGGAAGAAAAAUCUGAAGAUUCAUGUCUUUCGGAUAAGGAGGAACCUUUUCUUGUUCAGAAGUCUCCUAGUGUUUCCGCCAGCGUCUUUCCUGCACCCUGCAAUGCAAGUUCUAGUACCAAUUGCUGGGACAAUGUAUAUUGCAUGGGUGGCAGCUUGGUUUCUGAAUCGUUCAGGUCUGCAUUAGGAGAGGAUGGUUGGUCUCUGAUCCAUUCUCUCCCUCAUAGAUUUUCAGACCAUGGUUUUUCUCUGUCUGACAGGGACUUGCAUCUAUAUGGAAGAAUUUCUGGCGCUCCUGAGAAUUGCCUGUGGAAUCCUACCUCAUACUGUGACAUCUUCCAGGUUGCAGAAAUCUCUGGAAUUGUUGCAUCACAAGCUAUUGCCUCACUAAAAAUUGCUGAGGAUGUUUGUUCUGCAAGUCUAACUGCCCCAGACACAGUCAAGAAGAAUCGUUGUUUGUGGUGAUUCAAAAGUGGCAUUCACAUCACCAAGGAAAACGUGUGCAUGUCAUGCAAUGCUUAUCUUGCAUAUGUUUUGUUGGGCAAGCAUGACAAUGAUACGACCUUGAGAUGUCAUUUCACGAACAGUAAACUCCUUGUCUGUGGUUUUUUAUGAUUUCUUACUUUCUACCUUCCACAGCUUAGUUAUUUUUUACAUAUCAGUGCCAAUAUUUUCUGUGCUUUCAUUUCUGAUUUCCUAUAAACUCAUCAUUGGUCCUGUUAUUAGCCGAUUUCUUCAUGCGAGGAAUGGCAUAUCAUAAUUUCCAGUUCAUCCCCCAUGUUCACUGUCAGUACAAUCGCCUGUUAUCGGUGCGGCUUGAGAGUUACUGGAGUCCCCACAUUAUAUGUCAGUUUAAUGCUUCUUGUUUUUCAUACCUUUUGGAGCCUUGUGGAGGUGAGCCUUUGCAAGAUUAAUAUGCUUGUCAGUCCAAAUUGAAGAGCUGCAGGGUUCUUGUUACUUGUCUAGUUGGCUACCAAGAAAUGAUUGUGAUUGUUCUUUUCUGACUCUAAAAUAACAAUCCAUUGCCUGAUGUGAAUCUGAAUUUCUCUGUUUUGAGAACGUGCUCUUCUUUGAUCAAGAGUUCAAUUUGUGCAUAAUCUACUAGCGGCAUUGGUCAUUGUUUUUUCUCUUUCUGGAUGUUGUAUUGAUGAUUAAAAACGCAGUAUUGGUGCUUUUC